Rubroshorea leprosula is the source of this 1934-nucleotide messenger RNA. NCBI's taxonomy places the organism in Eukaryota, Viridiplantae, Streptophyta, Magnoliopsida, Malvales, Dipterocarpaceae. The record is from the annotation of a GenBank genome assembly.
AGAAGCAGACUGGGAGGCGUCGUGUUUCUCCGGCGGUGAAACUAUGUCGGUUUUAGAAGAGAAAAGAAGUCCAGAUUCCAACAUUCCAGUGAAGAAGAGAGCGCCGAGCUGGUCAGACAUCUGGGUCAAGAAGAACACCAAGUCCUUGAAGCAUGUCGUCUUUGCUAUGCAACUGCCUACUCUGUCACCCAAUGAUCCCAAGUCCCAAACCCCACUCCCCAAAUUUUCGAAAAUCGACCGUACCCUUCUUUUGUCAGACGAUCUCCUCCUCAAAAUUCUUGCUAAACACCCGGUUUCUCAGAGAAACCCUAACUCUCUUGUUUGCAAGAGGUGGCUUAAUCUCCAGGGACGACUCGUGCGGUCGUUGAAGGUGUUAGAUUGGGAGUUUCUGGAAUCCGGUCGGUUGUUUUUGAGAUUCCCAAAUCUGACCCAUGUCGAUUUGGUGAAUGGGUGUCUGUUUUCGCCACGAAACUCUGGGAUUUUGGUGAGUCAUCUGAUGGGUUCAAUGCAUGUGGGUUCUAGGUUUUCGCCCUAUUGGAGACUUUGUCAGGAGAAUCUGUUGCCUGUGGACAUGGUUGACAGGGGUCUAAGAGUGCUUGCUGGUGGGUGCCCAAAUUUGCGCAAGCUUGUGGUGAUUGGCGCUAGUGAAAUGGGGUUGUUGAGUGUUGCCGAGGAGUGUCCUACUUUGCAAGAUCUGGAAUUGCAUAAAUGCGAUGAUAAUGUCUUGCGCGGGAUAGCCGCCUGUGAGAAUUUGCAAAUCUUGAAGCUUGUUGGUAGUGUAGAGGGGUUGUAUAGUUCUCUGGUUUCGGAUAUAGGACUAACAAUUCUAGCUCAAGGGUGUAAAAGGUUGGUGAAGCUUGAGCUUAGUGGAUGUGAGGGUAGCUUUGAUGGGAUUAAGGCAAUAGGGCAAUGCUGCCAAAUGCUGGAGGAAUUGACUCUUUCUGAUCAUAGGAUGGAUGAUGGGUGGCUGGCAGCACUGUCUUACUGUGAGAACCUGAAGACUUUUAGGUUCUUGUCAUGUAAAAAGAUUGAUGCUAGUCCGGGGCCUGAUGAGUAUCUCGGUUCUUGUCGAACCCUUGGGCGGUUGCAUUUGCAGAAGUGUCAAUUGCGCAACAAGAGAAGUGUGAGAGCUUUGUUUAGGGUUUGUGCGGUUGCGAAGGAGAUUGUUAUUCGGGAUUGUUGGGGACUGGACAAUGGCAUGUUCAUUGCCGCCAGCAUCUGCAGGAGAGUAAAGUUCCUAUCUUUAGAAGGAUGUUCAUUGCUAACAACGGAAGGCCUAGAGGCUGUAAUUCUUUCCUGGCAGGGUCUUGAUAGUCUUAGAGUUGUAUCAUGUAAGAACAUAAAGGAUGGGGAAAUUAGUCCUGCCCUCUCAACCUUGUUCUCUACUCUUAAAGAGUUGAAGUGGAGGCCAGAUUCCAAAUCUCUUCUUGCUUCAAGUCUUACAGGAACUGGCAUGGGAAAAAGAGGAGGUAAAUUUUUCAAGAGGACAUGAAGACGGAAAUUGCUACCCACAAAAGAUUAGGAAACAAGUUGGCUGCAGGUAGGGCCACUUCCAACGGUCUUCUUUUCUUGUACCGAAGCUGUAUCACUAUGAUGUAACCAGUCCUAGAUUAUCUAGUUAACACAGAUGUUGACAACAUAGGAUUGUUCUCCAUUUUCACCGUCUCUGGCAUGGAGCAGAAGCCAGGAAGGAGAUAAAAUUUGGAGAAUCCUGCUAGAACCUGUUGAUUCUCGGCUCUUGCUGGGGUGCCUUUCCACUAACAUUCCUAUACAAGUAAUGGUAAUUUCUGUAGGAAGUAACAUUUCUGUCUGUAGGUACAAAUUGCAAUAUUUAAGCUGCAGACAGUCAUUUGCUUGACCGUGUAACAUACCUGUAGUUCAUUUGAAAUUAUGUUUCAUAUCUGUAUUCUGGGAUUCGAUAUCCUGUAAUGUAC